CGGAGCAGCAGCAGCGCAAACCCUGGACUCUCCUCUGACUCACGUUUGUGUUUUUAUUUCACUGAAAGAAGAAAAAAUUAAAAAGUAAAAUAAAUAAAUUCUCACCUCGUGUUUGUGAUGAGAUGAUGACGCGCGCGUGGAGCCGUUAAAGGAUCAUGUGACUCGUCGCCGUGGGAACAGAUGUAAAUCCACUUUCUCAAGCAACGUCGGAACCUCACGGAGAUUUCCGGAUGCCUAGUGACCUCUGACCCUCGCAACAUGGACGCCCGUCUGCAGGCAAACCCUCAGCUCCAGGUCAACGGUGGAGCGGCGAGGAAUUCACGACUCAGCAAAGAUGAAGCACUGCAGUUCCUGAGUCAGGAGGAGCAGGAGUGCAUCCAGUUCUUUGAGGACACCAUCGACUCACUGGACGAGACCAUACACGAGGACGACCGCAGUACCAGGCACGUGAUGUCCGCCACCAACUACACCCCCAACCGCAGACCUGUGGACAACAGUGAUGUCCCCCUCACCUCCAGUCCACAUCACGAGAUACCUACGUCUUCUGUCCUGGCCAGACCUCUCAGUCCUAAAGAUCAGGAUAUCAUAGACCUGGUACGCCCAGGACCAGACUUAGUGCAGACCAAAGAGCCAAUCUUCAAUCCCUCCUGUCCAGAUUUCCAGAGUAUGGCAGUGGUCCCUGAAAGUCACAUUGAUGCGAGGCCGAGGCGUGACAGCUUACCAUCUGAGUACAACCCGCCACUCCCAAGUGGUAGCUAUGGGCCAUCAGACAGCCACCACUCCUACCAUCCACCAGGGUGCAUCCCCACCCCAGUCCUGAUAGCCCAGAAGAUAGCAGAGACCCAGUCCAACACUCUUCCCUCCUCACUCCACCGUAACAGCAUGGAGUCAGAAAAGCCACUACACUACAGCACAGACCACACCAUGAAACAUGGACCUCCUACCUCUGCUAAGCCGACACGGUUCCCUCCUAACAUCAGCAUCAUCCUGGGCAACAAAGAGCACCAGAGCCAGUCUUUGGCUAAUGUGAGCAUCGAGGAGAGACGGGCACAGAUGCUGGCAAACCUCACGGGAACUUCACAUCCUCUGCUGCAGGAAGAUCCUCAACAGACCGCAGAGCGGGCCAGAAAUGUUCCCACUCGCAGCGUUUCCUUCAGGGACCCGACUCCAAACAAAUCCAGGAUGGAGGCCCUGUCUAAGCUGGGUCUUAACAGGAACCGAGCCAUGUCUGGGGGUACAACACUCCCUUCUAUUACUACCUUUCCAGAUCCUCCCGCAGGCCCAGAGACCAGUGCCAAGCCUCCAGAGGUCAGUGUUUCCCCAACAACAGAAAACACAACCAAACUACCAGAAGCCAAAGUUCCAUCACCACAGAUCCAGAGGCAUUAUGACAGAAAAACGGAGAUCCAACCGAGUCCAACAAAUUACCGCCGGAAUUGGGAAGAAAGACAUCCCCAGCCAAGCCCCUCCCCUCCUGCAGUCACACAAAGAAGUUUCUCUCCACCUCCUUUGGAGAACAAGGCACCUGUCCUCCCUCCACCUGAGGUCACCUCGCUGGAAUUUAACAGCUAUGGAGGGAAAUCCAUCAUAGUGCACCCUUCUGUUUCCUCCAAGAGUGAACCUGUACCCUCUCCAAUGAGCCCUGAACCAAGAUACCUCCCCCCUGCACUGGCUAACCCCAGCGAGUUCAACAGUUUUGGGGGAAAGACCAAAGUCAUGCAUACCGGUCCCGUAGUCAUGACCAGGAACGACCUUCCCGACAUCCUCAGCUCGCACAUUAACAAGAGUCAAACUCUUCCUGCCAAACCAGAGCCACCUCCCAUUGAGCUCAACAGUUAUGGGGGAAAGAGUCGAACCUUCAACCCCUCUGCCGGGUUAAGCCGCUCUUCAGAAAGCCAGACAAGGAGCGUCAAACCUCCAGCCCCGACCCCGGCCCCGAGACCCCCAAGACACUCGUACCACGGCGUUACUCAGAAGCCGUCACAGCGCGAAGUCCUGCCCCCCGACCACAAGCGCAGAUCUGGCUCCAUGUUUCGUCCCCAGGGUAUCACCGUGCAGUUCGGCGGAAGCGGGACUUCGGAUGAAUCGCGCAAGGAGGCGCUGAAGAAAUUGGGUCUGCUGAAAGAGUCAGGAUAAACUGGAGAGAGUUUCUGUUUCCUGGUGUGAACCUGCUGGUGGAGGUGAUUCGCUACAAGCUUCUCCAUGUGCUGGAGGUGUGGUUUGAAAAUACUUCGACAGAGGAAUAAAACUGGAUCCUACGCUGAACCUGCACAGCCUGUUCCAUUGCUAACACAAAAAAAAACACUGAGAAACGAGUUCAGCUGUGCAGCAACUGCAGAGUCCCCGCUGGUUCAGUGACACGUGAACUGAAAACUGCAAAAUUCUGCCUCACAACUUUUCCAGAGACAAAUAUCAAAUAUUGUUUAGUCAUUUAUUCUCCAGUCUCACGUUUCUUUGACGCUAAUGAGGCUAAUUAUGAAGUCAAGAACAGAACAGAAGCACAAGGAAACUGAGGCAAUCAGUGAAUCAGUGAAGUCUGGGUCCAAAAGUUGCAGAUGAAACUUCGUCUUCAAGGGGUGUGGCAACAAAAUCCGACAGCGUCCACGAUAAGGCAAAAAUAAAAAAUAAAAAUGCUCCAACCAUGCACAAUCCAACCAUUAAAGGUCUCCCAUGACGGAGACUAUCAGACCUCACCAAUUCUUUAAAAGCACCUUACAAACGUAAACAUUAACUUAAUCAAAUCAUAGCCGGGAAAAUAAAUGUGUAAAUAAACGAGAGGGAAACAAAGCAUUUGUGAGGAACUAUUUUAACACACGUUUGAUGCUGCACAGACGAUUUCAAACAGCUUUUACUUUUUAUUUUUGUUGAAAAAUAACGUGGUGUCAUCAGCAAAAUGGCGGAUUUCAGUUUUUUUAUCAUUAUGUUAACGUUUACUGACGCGACUUAAUGUGAGAAUUGACAUACCUACAAAAACUAAAGGGGGGCGUGGGUUCAUUUAGCCCUGACCUCCGAUCUGUUUAGCACGGCCCUGAAGAAAUUCUGAUGUAUGAAAUAUUUUUGAAUUACAGUUCAUUUAAGACACAUGCUUAUUAUGCAUAAGUGCAAUCUCUCACCCAACUCCAUUUAUAUUGUAUGUUUUUUUUUAGAUUUUUUUAACGUAGACUGUGAAGUCUUUUCUGUUCAUUUUACUCAGCGGUUUUCUUUGUUUAAAUGUUAUUUUCUGGGCUUUUCGGGCAAGAACAAAGUUAAAAAGCACUUUUUUCUGGAACUUUAUUUUGUAAGAACAGGAACCAAACGACUGUUGUUGUCGUGAACUUAAAGUGGAAAAAAAGGAGCAGGGAUUGAAAAGAAGACUCAAGCAGAGCUGGAGGUUUAUUUUUACUCGCCGGACAAAAACCUCCCACGUUAAACCGCAGACUGUGAAGUUUUUGGUUUUUUUGUGGGCGGGACUUUUACUUUUACACUUUUACACGUCUCUCUCUCGAAGAAGAAGGAGUGCCCCCACAUGGUUGUUGUAGAAAAACACCAGCAUUAAAAAAACACAGCCUCUAGAAAUACACACUGGUUUACUCAUGUGUGUGUUUUCAUUCCUGUCCAGCUGUGUGUUAUUUAACUGUUGUAGUGGCACUAGCAUGAAUGUGUGUGUGUGUGUGUGUUAAAUCCAGACUCCGCCCCCUGUAGUUUCUCCUACAGUAACUUUUGAAGUAGAUCAUUAUUUGUAAUAAUGAUGUUGUUGUUGUUUACAGACUCCGGUUCUUGCUGUCGUUCAUCUACAGUUAUUUUUGAAGUAUCUCAUGGUGCCUAUAUACAGUUUAUAUAUACACAUAUAUGUAUUUAGUAUAUAACUACACGUGUGUUUUUUUCAAACAUCCGUGUGUGUGUGUGGGUGUGUGUGUGUUGAUGUAAAGUUGCUGCUAUGAUUCAAAUCCUGUUCUACUUUCUGACUUUGUCAAAUGUCCACAUUAUAUAAAUAUAUAUAUAUAUAAUUGUAUGGUAACUCUUUACAAUAAAGCCCACAUUAAAAAUGCCAUUUUAAGCUUUUACUAACACUUUAUUAUAUAUGUUUUACAGCAUAAUUACAGGAGAGGACAAAUUAGGGCAAAUGUUGAAUGUCAGAAUUCAAAUUUUUAAGGGUUAAUAAAGGGUAGCGUAUUUUUAAAUUGCGCUUAAUUAUGAUUACGUAGACUCUGAAAAGAAUUUUUUAGAAUAUUUAUUAACCAUUAAUCAUCAUUACUUAAUUAUGAUUAAGCAUACGUUAUCUUAACUAUUGUUUAAUCAUCAUGACCUAACUAUAAUUAAACAUCAUUUACCUUUAUUAAGUCUCUGUGAGCCUUUUUGUAAAGGAUAAAAUGUCAUAAAUGUAUGGGAGUACAGAAUUAAAUACAGAAUGUCAAUAAAUGAUAAUUAAGCAUUUAUUAAA
This is a messenger RNA of Solea senegalensis (Senegalese sole), 4420 nucleotides long. RefSeq names its product proline and serine-rich protein 2. Lineage: Eukaryota; Metazoa; Chordata; Actinopteri; Pleuronectiformes; Soleidae. The coding region runs from base 259 to 2136 and encodes 625 amino acids. The transcript is spliced from 4 exons. The record is from RefSeq and is a predicted model, not a curated record.